AUGCCGUUCGAGGACAUUCCGGGCCCGAAGGUGUACCCGCUCGUUGGCAACCUGUUCGAGUUCUUCAAGUACCCGAACAAGGUCCACCUGCUGUACGACGAGUGGUUCCGCACCUACGGCCCGAUAUUCAAGUACACGGUCGCCGGGAAGACCUCGGUGAUGGUCUCAGACCCCUCAGACAUCGAAAAGGUCUUCAAGUUCAAGCCGCAGGAGGCCAACCGCGGCAUGCAGGAGCCCUUCGUGCACUACAGGGACAAGAACAACCUCCCGAGGGGACUCUCGCAGACCCAGGGCGAGGAGUGGCGCCGCAACCGCGGCGUCGCGGACAACAUGUCGAAGCCGCGCAUCGUCGACAGCUACGUCCCGCGCGUCCAGGACAUCGCGGCCGAGUACGCCGCGGCCGUGGCCGCUGCCAGCGAGGCGAACGGCGGGUCGCUCGAUGCGGCCGCGGUGCGCGAGCGGUCGCAGAUGUUCUCCCUGGAGGCGAUCGUCUCGAUCCUGCUGAACCUGCGCAUGGGGGCGUUGCAGCCCAACCCCCCCGCCGCGACGGGGGAGUUCGCGGCGGCCGUUGAGGGCAUGUUCCGGGCGGGCGAGAAGUUCAUGUUCUCGCUGUGGCCGUGGGACCGCAGCACGGCCCUCGAGGAGUCGGACCAGGCGUGGGACGACGUCUUCCGCAUCGCGCGCAAGUUCAUCGCGCGGGAGGUGCCCGUGAUGCGCGAGAUCGACGACGGCUCGCCGUCCUUCUUCGACAUCAUGGCGUCCACGGGCAAGCUCAGCGACCAGGAGCUCGAGGUCAUGAAGAUGGAGCUCGUCGCCGCGGGCGUGGACACCACCUCGAGUGCCAUGGUGAACAUCUUGUGGGCGCUCGCGCGCUCGCCCGAGUGGCAGGACCGCGUCUUCCAGCAGGCGUGCGAGGCCCUCGACUGGGACGGCACGGGCGACGUCCCAGCGAUCGAGGACCCCGCCGCGCUCCGCGAGCGCCUGCCGGUCCUCAACCACGUCGUCUCCGAGGGCCUCCGCCUGCACCCCGUCGUGCCGCUCAACCUCCGCAUCCUCGACGAGGACAUCGUCCUGCGCGGCUACCGCAUCCCCGCCGGCCACGAGAUCAUGCUGUCGGUGUACUCCACGGGUCGCAUGGCCGAGCACGUCGGCACGGACGCAGAGCGGUUCAACCCGGGCCGGUUCGCUCUGAGCAACCCGUCGCGGCCGUCGCGGUUCGCGACGGCGGGGUUCGGCGCCAUGGCGCGGCAGUGCGCCGGGAAGGCGAUCGCGGAGAUGCAGUUGGAGAUGGUGGUGCUCAACAUGGUGCUGCGGUACCGGCUGUCGGUGCGCGGGGGGCAGCCGGAGAUGGUCACGCGGAUGAUCAUGAACAUGGACCUGGACUCGCUCGGCCCGCUCGUGAUCGAGCGCCGCAGCUGA
Pedinophyceae sp. YPF-701 is the source of this 1419-nucleotide messenger RNA. Lineage: Eukaryota; Viridiplantae; Chlorophyta; Pedinophyceae. The record is from the annotation of a GenBank genome assembly.